Molecule: messenger RNA, 3917 nt
Organism: Pelmatolapia mariae (spotted tilapia)
Lineage: Eukaryota; Metazoa; Chordata; Actinopteri; Cichliformes; Cichlidae
Gene: mpp2a
Product: MAGUK p55 scaffold protein 2a
Exons: 14
Coding region: 87-1745 (552 amino acids)
Cellular component (GO): cell-cell junction; plasma membrane
Molecular function (GO): protein binding
Source: RefSeq, a predicted model, not a curated record
ACCAGACGACAACAAAAAGCGCACGAGACAUCACAGACGGCAGGAAGCGUCUCUUGUUGCGUUUAAAGAUUUACUGCAGCUCUACCAUGCCCGUGGCCUCCACCAGGACAGAGCCUGUGCCCCAAGUGUUGGACGCAAUGAGCGACAGCACGGCCAGCUCCACCACAGCCAAUGACCUGGACCUCAUUUACCUCAAAGGCAUCAUGGAAAGCCCUCUGGAGCAAGAGGAGAGCCUGAAGGAGCCACGGUUGUCACCCGUGAGGGAGAAUAAUGUGGAGCUCCUGCAGGAGAUCCUGAGAGACCUGGACCCAUUCACCAAUCGUUCUGACACCGCAGCCGAGCUUGCUUGCAUUCUCACGCAGCCUCACUUCCAGUCUCUGCUGGAGACACAUGAUUCAGUGGCAGCUCAAGCGUGUGAAAGUCCACCUCCCAGCCCAUGUGACUUUGUGGAUCAUGAACCAGAAGACAGCCAAGCACACAACCACCUUCCACCUGAUGCCAUCCGCAUGGUGGGCAUACGCAAAAUAGCCGGGGAGCAUCUGGGUGUGACAUUCAAGGUGGAGGGUGGGGAGCUGGUGAUAGCUCGUAUUCUUCAUGGUGGGAUGAUAGACCAACAAGGACUGCUGCACGUCGGCGAUAUCAUCAAAGAGGUGAAUGGACGAGAAGUGGGCAGGGACCCCAGGGUUUUACAGGAAGAGCUGCAAGCAGCUAGUGGAAUUGUGGUUCUGAAGAUACUGCCAAGUUAUCAUGAAUCCAUACCACCUGUACAGGUAUUCUUUAAGUGUCACUAUGAUUAUGACCCAGCCAACGACAACUUGAUUCCUUGCAAGGAGGCGGGGUUGAGGUUUGAGACCGGAGAUAUCCUGCAAAUAGUCAAUCAGGAUGAUGUCAACUGGUGGCAGGCACGACAUGUGGAAGGUGGGAGUGCUGGGUUAAUCCCUAGUCAGAUGCUUGAGGAAAAAAGGAAAGCUUUUGUCAAGAGAGAUGUGGAGCUGGCACCUGCAGGAAAUCUGUGUACUGGUGUUGGAGGAAAGAAGAAGAAGAAGAUGAUGUAUGUGACCACCAAAAAUGCAGAGUUUGACAGACAUGAGAUACUGCUCUAUGAGGAGGUGGCCAAGGUCCCACCUUUCAAGAGGAAAACUCUGAUUCUGAUUGGUGCUCAAGGUGUGGGGAGGCGGAGACUAAAGAAUAAGCUUCUACUGAGGGAUCCACAGCUCUUUGGGACCAUAAUUCCAUACACCUCCAGAAAACCCAAAAAGGGAGAGCGAGAGAGUCGGAUGUUUGCUUUCACUACCCGCAGCAAAAUGGAAACAGACAUCAAGAACGGGCGCUAUCUAGAACAUGGAGAGUAUGAGGGCAACCUGUACGGCUUGAAGAUCGACUCCAUACAUGAGGUGGUGGAGGCAGGGCGGGUCUGCAUACUGGACGCCAACCCUCAGUCUCUCAAAGUUCUUCGGACCUCUGAGUUCUUGCCCUACAUCGUGUUCCUUCAAGCUCCAGAGUUCGAGGUGCUCAAGGCAAUAAAUCAGUCAGCUGCAGAAGCAGGGGUCGUCACCAAGACGCUGAUGGAUGAAGAGCUGCAGAGGACGUGCGACGAGAGUGCUAAAAUCCAGACAGCUUAUGGUCACUACUUUGACCUCAGCAUUGUCAACGACAACCUCGACGAGACAUACCGCACCGUCAAAGCAGCGCUGGAAACUGUUUCCAAAAACCCCCAGUGGGUCCCGGUCACCUGGGUGUUCUAGAAAGAGACGUGCUGGACUGAGGAGGGAGGGAACAAGAAAGGAAGCAGGCACUGAAAAUAUUCCACUGAGUAUAAAUGAUGGGUAAUAACUUUACAGGAUAACUUCUCAAAUUUCCAUAAUUUCAACAGGAUAUAUCUUCAGUGCUGCAAAGAAAGAGUGGAAUUGAAGAAGGAAAGAGAUGAACAAGGAGGUGGAAAAAAACCCUUCAUUUCAAAAAGUGUGCAUAUGCAUGUGUGUUCCUGUUUACAUAGAGACUUCAGAGCAAAGACUUGUGCCAUUACUGAUGAUUAUCAUCAGACAUUGUCAUUGUUUACAUUUUUUGCGUUUAAUCAGUGCCAUCUCAGUGCAACUCAGUGCCAUCAGGAACAAGCAAGCUCCAUCUUUCACUUUUGUAAGUGUACAGUUUCUCAUCAUGAAAUCAAAAAUAGUUUCCCACUGCCUUCUACAGUAAAUGUGGAUGUUUUGCGUAAAGGUUAAGUUGUAUAAGGCUUCCUAUCAAUCCCCUCACACCCAUGGGUAAAGCUUUUUUUAGGUUAAGUCUAGUGAGGCCGUCAUAAUCUUUAAAAAAUGUCUCUUGUUCUGGAGUUGGUUGAAAAGUGAAAGGACAUCUCUUUCAGGCUUUUAAAAAGAUUUGAUUUGAACCUUUUAUUGGUUAGAGACACUAAUCACUGAGCAAUAGCAUCUAAAUGGUACAUGACCAUCAGUGGCAAUAAUUGAUUAAAUUUGUUUGAAAAGUCAAAGUUAACAUCACAUCUAGAUCAGGGGUCUCAAACUCCAGUCCUCGAGGGCCGGUGUCCUGAAACUUUUGUACCUGUUGCAACACAACUGAAUACAAUUAGUAGGUCAUUAGCAAGAGUGUAGAACUUGAGUAUAGAACUUGACUGCAUGCAGCCCCUACCCCUACAAAAUUUGAGUAAUGUAAGUGUUUGGAAAAAUGUACUUCUAAAAGUACUUUUAUUGCACCAUGUUCAUUCACUCAUGAGCUGCUGUAACGUGAAUCAAAUGGCUGAAUAGCCACCUCAGUCCUCAAGGACUGGAGUUUGAGACCCCUGAUCUCGAUCAAAACCUAGCAUGAAACCUCUCAGCCAGGUUUAAACAUAAAGAAACAUUUUUUCUAGAUAUCUUCACCUAUCAUAAAAACACAGCCCGUCACAUUUCACUAUAAUCUCAUCUUAACUUUGUUUCAGUGUACAGUCACUUCUUUAACAGUUUUUCAACAAGUAGCAUACUGGGUGGGUCACAUGGAUUAAAGUAUGAUUUAGAGAGCAAAAAAGAAUCAACGAAUAUGCUCUUCAUCCUAUGGAGCAGGUGCUGAAAAAAUAGGACAAAGAAAUCAAUGAGAAAUCUGGAGCUCUGCAUUCAGUGAACUGUUAACUGUUUUUCUUAAACCAUGAUUUACUCAUAAUGCUGGCCUCUUCUCAUGGUUCUGUUAUUAAACUUGAACCCUCUUUAAUUCAGUUCCAUGUGUAAAAUGUGAAUGUGGCCACUAUUAAGAGCAAAUCAUAGAAUGAGUCUUAGGAGAUACACUGUUCAUUUAAAACAGAACUCCGGGCCUUAAGGGCCGGUAUCCUGCAGGUUUUAGAUGUCCUUGAUCCAACACAGCUGAUUUAAAUGGCUAAAAUCAACGUGUCUUGAAGUUCUCCAGAGGCCUGGUAAUGAACUAAUCAUUUGAUUCAGGUGUGUUGGCCCAGGGUGAUAUCUAAAACCCUACAGGCCUGAUUUAAAACAACCAUUUACUUGAUGAUUUUCUAUUUGUUUUCUGUAUGGGUUUGUCAUCAUAUUCCAAAUUUAAUAAUUGUUCGCAGACACUUAAAAUUCCUCAUCUAGAACCAUCUGAGAGGACUCUUUUUUUUUUUUAGCUGCCAAAAAGUGUGUCAGGCUUCUUUUUUGUUUUGUUUUUAAUCUGCUGGUUACUACGAAACAAAUAUCAGCUUUGUAGUUGUGCUGAUCAGCCAGUAGACAGAUUCAGCCAGUCUGAAUCAAGUAUUACUGCCUUAAGGCCUGGUCACACUAUUUCACAGUCAGUUACUUUAAUGGAUUUUAUUUGCAGUGGUUAAGCUCAAUUUAAGCACAUUUUGACCCAUGAAUAUGUUUCAUUCCACAAUAGUAACCCAUAUGGAAAAGAAAUAGAAAAAACUUAUAAAAGACUUGCAUAAGAUUUGGCUUACUUCA